AUGGUUUGAUCUGCAUUACAACAUGGCGACGGCUGACGCUGAGAGUGAGUUUCUCCUCCCAGACAACAUUCUGACGGAGAUUUUCUCCUAUUUACGGAUCAGAGAUCUACUCCGGGCGGCAAGGGUGUGUAAGAGGUGGAAGCGGCUAGCGUACGAGCGUCCCCUGUGGAAGCGAGUGGACCUGUCCCCGUACAGCCGGCGGCUGGAUGGACGCGCCAUGUGGAGGAUCGUCCGACAGUUCUUCACUCCUUCCCUCACAUCACUCACUCUGGCCGGUCACCUGCACAGUGGGAAGACAGGAGAGAUAGUGUCCACCCCACUGCUCCUGGAGCUGAAGUCCAGAUCUCCCUCCCUGCAGCACUUCUGCAUCACCACCGCUGACCUCACCUCCAUCAGCCUCUCUGACCUGCCCGAAUCACUGGUCACCCUGGAGGCCAGGAACUGCGAGAUCCCGCCGCGCUGGUUCAAGUCGUUAGAACCUGGGGCCUUUCGGAACCUCCGCGCCGUCGACCUGAGCUGCUGCAGCCGCGUGUCGGACCCCGACGUCACGGACAUCUGUCACGCCGCGGCGCUGAAGGUCCUGAAACUAUCGUGGUGUUACAGGAUCACAGACGCAUCCGUCAAGCACCUGGCUGAGAAACUAACACAGCUGGAGAGGUUAGACUUGGAGGGGUGUAAGAUCACAGACGUGAGUCUACACCACAUCGGCCGGCACCUGAAGCACCUGACGUUCCUGAACCUGUCCCAGUGUAGGCAGCUGACACAGGCCGGCCUGGAUGGUGUGAAGACGAUGUUAAAGCACCUGGAACACCUGUGUCUGGACUCAUGCACACCCAUCAACAUUCCUAACCUGCCCACCAUUUAACACCUGUUACAGAUAUGUUUGUACCAUACAUGAAUGAUCAUAACUUGCAGUGUUUAAAGUUGAAGUCUUUGCAAUUUUAAUCCUUCAUUCAUCCUUUAAUCCUAAUAAUCAAUUUGUGGCUAGGAAUUUUUUAUCUUGAACGAUUUUCAUGCACCAUUGCAAAAAUGUCAUAGGAUCGUAGAAUUAUUUAUUUACUUGAAUUUCUGUAGAACUACAAUUGUUCCUGUAAAUCCUAUGUAAAUAUCAGACUUUGAUUGUGUGGUAUUUCUUUUAAACUGAUUCCAGUUGUUCAAUAAAGGUUUUAAAAAUAUGAAAAAAAA
Molecule: messenger RNA, 1185 nt
Organism: Branchiostoma belcheri (Belcher's lancelet)
Lineage: Eukaryota; Metazoa; Chordata; Leptocardii; Amphioxiformes; Branchiostomatidae
Product: F-box/LRR-repeat protein 12-like
Exons: 3
Coding region: 23-865 (280 amino acids)
Biological process (GO): SCF-dependent proteasomal ubiquitin-dependent protein catabolic process
Cellular component (GO): SCF ubiquitin ligase complex
Molecular function (GO): protein binding
Source: RefSeq, a predicted model, not a curated record